GCAAUAAAAAGGAUAAAGGAAGGACGCUCAGACAGACUCACUGACGAAGAGAGGUGUUAAGAGGAAGAGGCAGAGACAGACUAGCGCAGUGCAGCCAUGCCCGAAGCUAAGAAGCCAGCUGCCAAGAAAGACAAGACUGCAGCGCCACCUGCUGCACCGAAACCAGAAGAAAAGCCAGCAGAGGAAGAGGAAAUUAAACUGGAACCUAAAGAAUUGCCUGCAGAUGGGGGUACAACAGGGAAAACAGAGCUGUCUGGACUCUUCAUUGAGAGGCCGGAGAAUGCCACUGCCACCAAAGGGAAGGACAUUAUUUUCAUAGCGAAGGUUGAUGGCUCCAACCUGCCGAGGAAGCCAACCCUGAAAUGGCUGAAGGGGAAGUGGAUGGACCUGGGCAGCAAGGCGGGCAAGCACCUGCAGUUCAAGGAGACCUAUGACAGGAACACCAAGGUGUACACUUAUGAAAUGAAGAUCGUCAAGGUGGUGGACGGUGACGCGGGGGGUUACAGAUGUGAGGUCACUGUUAAAGACAAGUGUGACAGCUGCGUAUUCGAGGUGUCCGUGGAAGCUGCCCAAGAGGAGCAACAAGCAAACAUUCUGGAGGCAUUCAAAAGAUCAGGGGAUGCAGGGGAAGAUGCAGGGGAGCUGGACUUCAGCGCUUUACUGAAGAAAAGGGAGGUUAAAAAGGAGGAACCAACGGAGGAGGUGGAUGUAUGGGAAAUCCUGAAGGCAGCAAAGCCCUGUGACUAUGAGAAGAUUGCCUUUCAGUACGGCAUCACUGACCUGAGAGGCAUGCUGAAGCGUCUGAAGAAGAUGAAGAAGGUGGAGCCCAAGAAGUGUGAUGCUUUCCUGAAGAAACUGGACUCGGCCUAUUCUGUGGACAAGGGCAAGAGGAUCCAGCUGUUGGUGGAAGUGGCCGACCCCAAUGCUCAAGUCAAAUGGCUGAAGAAUGGUCAGGAGAUCAAACCCUCUGCUAAGUAUGUGUUUGAGAGUGUGGGGAACAAGAGGACCCUCACCAUCAACAAGUCCAGCCUGUCGGAUGACGCAGCCUAUGAGUGUGUGGUCGGAGAGGACAAAAGCUUCACCGAGGUCUUCGUCAAAGAGCCCCCUGUCACCAUCACUAAGCUCCUGGAUGACGUCCAUGUGUUGGUGGGAGAAAAGGUGGAGUUUGAGGUGGAGGUGUCAGAGGAGGGCGCCAAUGUCAUAUGGAUGAAGGAUGGAGUAGAGCUGUCAAGAGAUGGGAAGUACCGCUUCAAGAAGGAUGGGAAGAAGCACUGGUUGAUCAUUAACGAGGCAACCAAGGAAGACAUAGGAAUGUACUAUGUCUACACCAAUGGGGGGGAGUCCAAAGCUGAACUGGAAGUGGAAGACAAGGAACUGGAGGUGCUGCAGAGUAUUGCAGACCUCACAGUGAAGGCACAGGAGCAGGCCGUGUUCAAGUGUGAGGUGUCUGAUGAUAAAGUGACAGGAAAGUGGUUAAAGGAUGGAGUGGAGGUCAAAGCCAGUAACCGCAUAAAAAUGACACAUGUUGGAAGGAUCCACAAGCUGACCAUAGAUGACGUGAAGCCAGAGGACGCAGGAGACUACACUUUCAUCCCAGACGGAUACGCCCUCACACUCUCUGCCAAGCUCAACUUCCUGGAAAUCAAGAUUGACUAUGUACCUCGCCAAGACCCUCCCAAGAUUCACCUGGACGCCAGCGGUGGCGUGGGUUCCCAAAACACCAUCAUCGUCGUCGCUGGCAACAAGCUCCGUCUGGAUGUGGAGAUCACUGGAGAGCCCGCCCCCACUGUCUGCUGGAUGAAAGGAGACAAUCCAAUCACGGAGACAGAAGGGCGGGUGAGAGUGGAGAGCAGGAAGAACCUGAGCAGCUUUGUGAUCGAGGGGGCGGAGAGGGACGAUGAGGGGAAGUACACCAUCACUGUCACAAACCCGGCUGGAGAGGACAAAGCCAUGAUCACCGUCAGGAUUGUGGAUGUGCCUGACCCCCCCGAGGGAGUCAAGUGUGUCACAGUUGGAGAGGACUAUGCCACUGUGACCUGGGAACCCCCCAAAUUUGAUGGGGGAGCUCCACUCAAAGGCUAUUUGAUGGAGAGGAGGAAGCAGGGGUCCUCCAGAUGGACCAAGCUGAACUUUGACAUCUACGAGUCGACAACCUACGAAGCCAAGAAGAUGAUCGAGGGGGUGCUGUACGAGAUGAGGGUGUUCGCUGUCAAUGGCAUCGGCGUCUCCCAGCCCAGCGCCAACUCCAAGCCCUUCAUGCCUAUUGCCCCCACCAGCGAGCCCACUCGCCUCACUGUGGAUGAUGUCACAGACAGCACCUGUGUCUUGAAGUGGCGGCCCCCAGAGAAAAUAGGAGCAGGGGGCAUCGAUGGCUACAUCAUUGAGUACUGCAAGGAGGGAGACACAGAGUGGGUGCAGGCCAAUAAGGAGCCCGUGGAGAAGAACAGCUACGUGGUUAGGGGGCUGCCUACCGGGGAGAAGAUGUGUUUCCGAGUGGUGGCCGUCAACAUCGCCGGCCGCAGCGGGCCCGCCCUGAUGAAUCAGUCUGUCACCAUCCGCGAGAUCAUGGAGCAUCCCAAGAUCCGUCUCCCACGUCAGCUGAGAACCAAGUACAUCAAGAAAGUGGGCGAGAAAGUCAACCUGGUCAUUCCCUUCCAGGGGAAGCCUCGCCCUGUUGUGAAUUGGUACAAAGAUGGACAGCUCCUCGACACCAAGAAAGUGGGGGUGCGCACCAGUGACAUCGACACCAUCCUCUUCAUCCGCUCUGCUGAGAGAGAACACUCUGGGACGUACACGCUCUCCGUGCAGAUUGAAAACAUGGAGGACAAGGCCAACAUUGACAUCCAGAUUGUGGAGAAGCCAGGUCCUCCCCGGGAAGUGACCAUCACUGAUGUCUGGGGCUUCAAUGCAGCACUUGAAUGGAAGCCCCCUAAAGACAACGGUAAUGCGGAAAUCACGGGUUACACCAUACAGAAGGCGGACAAGAAGACUAAUGAGUGGUUCACCGUCUAUGAACACAACAGACGGCCAAGCUGCACCGUGUCUGACCUGGUCAUGGGGAAUGAGUAUACGUUCCGCGUCUUCAGCGAGAACAUCUGUGGGAUGAGCGAUGAAGUCGGAAUAAGCAAGAACACUGCUCACAUAGCCAAGACAGGUCUGGUGCAUAAAAUUACACCCUAUAAAGAAAAGGACAUGUGCAGUUCCCCCAAGUUUACACAGCCCCUAGUCGACAGGACUGUGAUUGCAGGUUACACCACUGCCAUCAGCUGCUCUGUGCGUGGCUUCCCCAAGCCCAAGAUCAUCUGGAUGAAGAAUAAAAUGAUCAUUGGGGAGGACCCCAAGUUCCUUAUGCAGAACAACCAGGGGGUGCUGACCCUCAACAUCCGCAAGCCCAGCCUGUUCGACGGAGGAAAGUACACCUGCAAGGCCGUCAAUGACCUGGGGGAGGACGAGGUGGAGUGCAAACUGGAAGUCCGAGUCCUCCCAAUAGGAGAGAAAGAGGAAGGAAAGAAGUAAGAGUGAUGAGCCUGGCCCAAUGCAAGCAAAGCAA
This is a messenger RNA of Megalops cyprinoides (Indo-Pacific tarpon), 3550 nucleotides long. RefSeq names its product myosin binding protein Ca (gene mybpc2a). The coding region runs from base 97 to 3516 and encodes 1139 amino acids. Gene Ontology annotation, molecular function: protein binding. NCBI's taxonomy places the organism in Eukaryota, Metazoa, Chordata, Actinopteri, Elopiformes, Megalopidae. The record is from RefSeq and is a predicted model, not a curated record. The transcript is spliced from 32 exons.